Messenger RNA from Ruditapes philippinarum (Manila clam), 653 nucleotides. RefSeq lists its product as uncharacterized. Lineage: Eukaryota; Metazoa; Mollusca; Bivalvia; Venerida; Veneridae. The transcript has 5 exons. The coding region runs from base 142 to 594 and encodes 150 amino acids. The record is from RefSeq and is a predicted model, not a curated record.
AUAUGAACACUGGCUGCAUAAUGUGAUUAAUUAUUGAGCAAUCACACGUGACAAUACUGAAUCACAGAGAAACAUAAGUGUGAAAUAAUUAAACUACUCUGGACUGACACUUAUUUCAAGAUUUCAACAAGUUGUGAAAGAAUGGAGGAAAUAAAGAAACUGUUUACUGGAACCUGGCUUCACAAACAAGAUGACCUUUUACCUAACUUCUUCAACGCAGUUGGGGCGUCUGAUGUAGAGAAAGAAUACAUGCUGACCAGUACACCGAAGCUCGUAUUUUCUGUGGAAGGGGACUUUAUCAAGAUGGAGAACCUGCCACAUCCUGGUACCCGGCCAGAGGAGAAUGCAAAAUGUGAAUUCAAAUUAAAUGAGGAGUUUAUGUUUGAACCCAAAGGAGUUGUAUUUAAAAUUACAGUGGAAUGGAAAGAUGGUAAAAUGAUUCAUCAUAUGAAACCUGUAGACAGCCAUAUUUGUCCUCAUACAAUAGAGCAUUAUAUCAAUGACCGAGGACAACUUAUACAGGAAUAUAAGUUAAUAGAUGACUACUGUAAGGAGGUGACAGGAAUGAGGACAUUCUGUAAGGAAGAAUUGUGAAUCAACCACCUCAUCACUAUGGAUACAACAAUAAUGUGUUUUGAAAUAAUUAAUAAAUA